Molecule: messenger RNA, 973 nt
Organism: Trachymyrmex septentrionalis
Lineage: Eukaryota; Metazoa; Arthropoda; Insecta; Hymenoptera; Formicidae
Product: RNA pseudouridylate synthase domain-containing protein 1-like
Exons: 4
Coding region: 67-954 (295 amino acids)
Biological process (GO): pseudouridine synthesis
Molecular function (GO): pseudouridine synthase activity; RNA binding
Source: RefSeq, a predicted model, not a curated record
AAACAACUGAAAAUGGCCGCAACGUGAGAACAUCGUUCGGAGUCGAGGUAAACAUCUUGCUCUACAAUGGUUAGAGUAAACGUUAACAAAUUCUUACACACGUGUACCCUGAUCGUCUGCAAUGUCAUGUACACGAUAAUUCGUUUGAUACAUUCGUACACAAAGAGACUGUUGAACAAUUGGUACGAGAAGCAAUCCGUCAAGAUUAUGCAUCGCAGCGAAAACUUUUUAAUAAUCGAUAAGCCUUACGAUAUGUACAUAAAUAGCAAUAAUCCUGAUCGAAAGAAUACUCUUCAAAUGGAAUUGCGACAGAUGCUGCCGGACUUGGUUAAUCCACGAUUGUGCCAUGAAUUUCACUUUGUGCAUCGGUUAGAUUAUCCCACGAGCGGCGUCAUGUGCAUAGCGUUGAAUAAAAGGGCGGCCAGAGCAGCGUCGUCCGCUUUCGAAAAUCAUAAAGUGCAAAAAUUUUAUUUAGCAUUGGUACAUGGUCAUAUACACGAACCUCACAUUGUAAUCGACAAGCCUAUUGGUGCUGAUAUUCGAGAAAAGACUGGUAAUCACAAGAUGUGCAUAAGUGACAGUAUCUUUUGCGACAAGCCACGCAGAUCUUAUACAACACUGGUUGUAUUGGAACGUGGGUUUUGGAAAGGGAAACCUGCCACUAAAAUCUUACUAGCUCCUGGUACAGGUAGAAGACACCAGUUGAGAGUACAUUGUCAUUACAUUGGUCAUACAGUCAUAGGAGAUUACACAUAUAGCGAAGGCAAAGAUAUAGAACCUCACAGAACCUAUCUCCAUUCUCUCAGGUUAAUAUUAAACUGUGAUAUCGAAAAUAUAGAUGUGAGAACAACGGAUCCGUUUGAUGCUACUAUAUUGUCUGAUUAUAAAGCGACAAAUGUAACGAAAAUCUUGGACGAAAAUAUAUUUCGCGAUAUAUACAAACUUGUAGAAUAAAGAUGUUUUUGUUUUGUAU